AUGCACCUGCCCGGCUGCGCCCCCGCCAUGGCCGACGGCAGCUUCUCGCUGGCCGGCCACCUGCUCCGCAGCCCGGGAGGGAGCACCUCGCGGCUGCACAGCAUCGAGGCUAUCCUGGGAUUUACCAAGGACGACGGGAUCCUCGGUUCCUUCUCGGCGGAGCCGGGCGCUCGGGGAGCGAAGGAGCGGGAUAGGAGGCCGGGCGCGCGGGCCGCUUGCCCCAAGGCGCCGGGGGGAGGCGCCGAGCCCUCCGCGCAGCCUGCCCCGGUGCCCGCUCCCGAGUACGAAGCCCCUCGACCCUAUUGCCCCAAGGAGCCUGGGGAGGCGCGGCCGAGCCCAGGGCUGCCGGUCGGUCCCGCCACCAGCGACGCGAAGCUGUCGGACGAGGAGCAGCCCAAGAAGAAGCACCGGAGGAACCGCACGACCUUCACCACAUACCAGCUGCACGAGCUGGAGCGCGCGUUCGAGAAGUCUCACUACCCCGACGUGUACAGCCGCGAGGAGCUGGCAGGCAAGGUCAACCUACCCGAAGUCCGGGUCCAGGUGUGGUUCCAGAACCGACGGGCCAAGUGGCGGCGGCAGGAGAAGCUGGAGGUGUCGUCCAUGAAGCUGCAAGACUCGCCCCUCCUGUCCUUCAGCCGCUCGCCGCCCUCGGCGGCCCUGGCGCCCCUCGGGACGGGCCCGGGCGGCGGCGGCGGGCCGGCGGGGGGCGCCCUGCCGCUCGAGUCGUGGCUCGGGUCGCCGCUGCCGGGCGGGGGCGCCACGGCGCUGCAGAGCCUGCCGGGCUUCGGGCCGCCGGCGCAGAGCCUGCCCGCCAGCUACACGCCGCCGCCGCCGCCCUUCCUCAACUCCCCGCCGCUGGGCCCCGGCCUGCAGCCUCUCGGGCCGCCGCCGCCCGCCUACCCGUGCGCGCCCGGCUUCGGGGACAAGUUCCCGCUGGACGAGGCGGACCCGCGCAACAGCAGCAUCGCGGCCCUGCGCCUCAAGGCCAAGGAGCACAUCCAGGCCAUCGGGAAGCCGUGGCAGGCCCUCUAG
Molecule: messenger RNA, 1035 nt
Organism: Lynx canadensis (Canada lynx)
Lineage: Eukaryota; Metazoa; Chordata; Mammalia; Carnivora; Felidae
Gene: RAX
Product: retina and anterior neural fold homeobox
Exons: 3
Coding region: 1-1035 (344 amino acids)
Biological process (GO): positive regulation of transcription by RNA polymerase II
Molecular function (GO): DNA-binding transcription factor activity, RNA polymerase II-specific; RNA polymerase II cis-regulatory region sequence-specific DNA binding
Source: RefSeq, a predicted model, not a curated record